Durusdinium trenchii is the source of this 1929-nucleotide messenger RNA. The record is from the annotation of a GenBank genome assembly. NCBI's taxonomy places the organism in Eukaryota, Dinophyceae, Suessiales, Symbiodiniaceae.
AUGGCCCAACCACCUCAAGAGAAGAGAGCUCGCAUGGAGGAUGCUCCACGCUCCCAACAGCGGAGAAGACAAGCUCGCCGCCCCUCGCCAAUGAGAUCCGAGACGACUCGGUCCACCAGCUCCACCAGGGACGAGGACCCAAUGCCGGUGACCAAACUAUGCCGACUGAUGGGCCAACUCCUGAUCCGACACGAGGAUUCUUUGAACUCGGUUUCUAUGCAGGACUCGUUUGUGAUGUUCUUCCAACGGGGCAACUCCGGAGCAGUGCCCUUGCUGCUCAGAGCAGCAAAUCAAUGGCGAGACCUACCACCAGAUCAGACACAGAUGCCCCUAAGGUCGUACCUUCUACAAGCCAUCCUCAACGAGUUGGUCUCGAGGUUCCAGAAAUUACAUCAUCAACUCGAAGACCCUGGCACGAAGGCAGCGGCAGUCAAGAGUCUGACCAUUUUGGAGGACUUGAGCUUUCCGUACUUGAUGUGGCAUGCUCAGCAGCAAAAAUUGGUGGUCAGUCAAACUGCAUCCAUCUCGUGGACGACGAUGGAGUCGCAUCUGGGGCUACUUCAACAGGCAUUUCAAGAACCCUCCAAUUGCAUUCGCUUUUUCGCGAUGGCUUCGGCCCAGAGCAAAGGAGAUGUCGAACGACUCCCUGUCCAGCGUGAUGAGGCAAUUGACGGGGUCGUCCCUUUGGCAUCUGAUGGGGGCUCGGAUGAAACAACACGGCCUGCAGAGGAGCAAAAUCGCUCAGGACAUCCAGGACAUCCUCCACCCUCGCAAGGGGAGGCAAUGAAGCACCAAUGGAUCAACCAGCUCCUGGUCAUGCAAUGUGCCAACACCGCCAAUUGGUGCUAUGCCAAUGCAGGCCUGGUCACCAUGUUUUGGUCCUUGCUCCACAGCUCGUCCUUCGAUGAGUACACGUUUCGAACUGCAUGGGACGCAGUUCAGGGGUUGCUACAAUCCGUGACAGCGGAUGAGCCGGUGGUUCUGGCCAGUCAUCCUUGCCUGGCUGAGCUUUUUGAGGGAACACCUCAUCAAAACCAGCGUGACAUUGGUGAGCUCAUCAGUGAAGCGCUGCUGUGGUGCAAAUCUUCUCGCUUGUCCCAAGCAUGGGAGAGGCGCUUUGAGGCAUCUGGAAGUUUGUGCUGCUAUGAAUCUGGCAGUGAUUUUCAGCCCAUCGCCCUAGUGCAUCUGUACGAACUGGACAAAAAGAGGGUGACCCUGACUGAAUGGCUAGCGCAUCAAGUGGUGGCAUGUGUAGCUCACCUGGGUGACUCCUUGAAGGGUCAUUUCAGGGCCUUGCUCAAAGAUCCUCAGUCAGGCAAACGUUGGCUUUGUGACGACAACCAGCCACCUGCCCACGUGACUGAGGUUCCUGAGUACAUGCACACAAGAGGUAUCCUGUUUUGGCUGCUUCCCAUUUCAAUGGGAGACGAUUGUGAGGAGGAUGCUCCUCAGACCGAGACUCUGACCCGCCCUUCAUUGUGUUUGGGCCCUGCUGAUACCUCCUCAGGUCUGCAGCCACACGGAUUUGCCGACAACCCUGAGGACAGGGCCAUUGCAGAUCAUUCCAGCACUGAGGUCCCACCUUCUCAGGCUCUCCUGGAUGAACCGAAUCUUCAGGUCCCUGCUGCACGAUCCACGGCAAUGAUGCUCAAGGAUUUCCCUACGAGGGAUGACUCAGGACACCGCAACUUGGCUGCCAAUCGAGAUGAUUCGGGAUUGCCUCGGGCGCAGCGUGCGCCCAACCCGGACGAUGUUGCCUUAGCUGACCUGCUGGAAAUUGAGAUUGCAGCCUACCGCUGCUACCUGCGCCAGCUGCUGCUGGGCGCUGGACGGCCUUCGGCUGCUGGGGCAGCGGAGGCGAUGCUGCGGAUAGAUGGCUGCCGGCCCAGUGAGAGUGGACCCAAAUUUUGGUUCUUUCGGCCUUCUUAG